AUGAUAUCAAUUUACAAUUUUGUGCAAAUUUCUUACGAGAAUUUUACCGACGAACGAACAAUAUUAUGCCCAUCAAACUGCUCAUGUUUGGGCAACAACAUUGAUUGCAGCGAACUGAAACUUGAUUCAAACCAGAUCAAAUUAGUUGACAGCCUAACAUUCUCAGACAUGGAGAACUUGAGGGUAUUGAAAUUGAGAAGGAACCUAAUUAGUAAUCUUCAUGAUGGUUGCUUCUGGGGACUCGAUUCUCUAAUAUCUUUGGAUCUAAGCUUCAACUUGAUAUCAUCCGUCAACGACAAAUGGCUAUUCAGACUCGGAACCCUGCAACAGCUAUCGUUGGCGAGCAACAGAAUAAAUUCAAUUGGGAAUAAUGCGUGGCAGUUCACACCUAAUAUAACGGAGUUAAAUUUGAAAGGCAAUUAUCUGAAAUCGGUGACUGAAUCUGAUUUUAAAAGGUUGUCGUUGUUGAAAAAGUUGCACCUGCAACACAACAACAUCGACUAUGUUGCCGAAACGACUUUUCAACAGUUGAAAAUACUUAGAAUCCUGGACCUCAGUUACAACGAUCUUCAGUGGUCAACCGAAGGAACCAACUCAUACUUUGAUGGUCUGACCUCCUUAUCGAGACUGAAUCUGGGUCAGAAUAAGAUCAAGCAUCUGAGCAGACGUCUGCUACGUGACCUCAUUAAUUUGAGAUACCUAGACGUGUCUGGAUCAAGUCUGGUCACUCUAGAGCCGAAGUGCUUUGGAAAUCUCAACAGGCUUGAAAAUAUCAUCAUUGACUCAACAAACUUACUCUGUGAUUGCAAACUUAACUGGCUGCAACAGCAGCAACCACAACAACCACAACAGCAGCAAGCUUCAUGUGGAUACCCUGAUAAACUCAAAGGAAGAUACUUAAUGGGGCUAUCAGACCAAGAUCUACUGUGCUUGAAGUUUCAGAAGCCAAGCAUCAUCCAGCCUCCACAACCGACGGCCGCCCUCCUUCACGGCAACGCAACGAUCAGCUGUCUCGUCAACUCCAGCGUUCAGUCGCCCGUCUACAUCAGUUGGAAGAAGAAUAACAAGGUGGUUGGUGGUGGUAGGUGUGGUGCUUGCUGUCAUGCAUUCAUUCAUUCAUUCAUUCAUUCGUUCAUUCAUUCAGGCAUGUACCAGUGUGUGGCGCGAAACAUCCUGGGGAGUACGACGUCGAGCAAGGCGCACGUGACUGUCAACGAACUGCCAACUUUCAUCAAAACACCCGAGCAAAUGAUAACAGCUCAGAUCGGAUCAACCAUUCGAAUCGAAUGCUACGCUGUCGGAUCGCCACAGCCCAUUUUGGCGCUAAAAAAAGAUGGCGGUGACGUAUUUCCGGCAGCGAAUGAACGUCGACUCCUCAUAUAUCCGCAAGAUGAAAGGUUCUUCAUCGUUAAAGUGAGCACGGCUGACCGCGGUGUGUACACGUGCAUGGCGAGUAAUGAAGUCGGAGUGGCCACUAUCAAUACCACCCUUGUUGUGCUAGAACCGCCAACAUUCACCCGCCAAAUUCCUUCCCACCUUCAAGUGGUCAUCGGGGAGCCAGCCAAACUUCAGUGCCCCUGCAAUGGCUACCCCAGGCCGAAGGUCGAAUGGUUCAAAGGUGAGGAGAAGUUGAUGGUUUCUGUUGCGAGUGGGUCGAGUCGUUAUCGUUUUCAAGACGGCAAUCAGGUCUUCAUUAUCAAUCAGACAACCCCUGAUGAUCAAGGUGGCAACAACAACACAAUAUAUGACGUCAAUUACAUCAAACAACACGGCAACAACAACAACAAACUCGGCAACAACAACAACAACAGCAACAACUCUUCAACGACAACAACAGCAGGUGUCAUAAUCAUCGCCGUUGUAUGCUGCGUGGUCAUCACGUCGUUAGCCUGGGUUUGCAUCAUUUAC
Helobdella robusta is the source of this 1908-nucleotide messenger RNA. RefSeq lists its product as hypothetical. The record is from RefSeq and is a predicted model, not a curated record. Gene Ontology annotation, molecular function: protein binding. The annotation marks the transcript as partial. The transcript has 13 exons. Lineage: Eukaryota; Metazoa; Annelida; Clitellata; Rhynchobdellida; Glossiphoniidae.